AAUUUGACCCAGCUCCAGGAGGCAGUGGAAGACAUGAGGGCCUGGUAUGGUCUAGCCCAUGGGAUCGUGAAGAGUUGAACAUGACUUAGCGACUAAACAACAACAACUGUAUUAGGAAAUCCAGAGUCUCAAAGCAACCAACUCUGCCACAAUUCAGAGGGGUGCUCCGCCCUCGGACCUUCUCGGCUGUGGGGUUUGGUUUGGUUUUUUCCUCCAACGUGGGCGACGCCGUGGCUGACAGCCGUCCUCCGUCCGUCCCCAGCCCCUGAAGGGAAGGAGGAUCCAACACCGUCCCUUGGCGCGCUCUUCUUCUCCUGCCUUGAGGAUGAGAUGGGGAAACCACCCUGGUCACUUCCUUGAGUAACCCUUUUCUCUCAAGGUCUCGAGCUGAAGAGGAAGCGUUUGGCCUCCAACCGUUGGCUUCCCCGCGGACUCCAGUUCUGCUUUGCGCUCUUCUCGGGAGGAGAUCUACGUUCCAAGGUGCGGAGGGAGCCGCCCCGGUUUCUCUAAUCCCUGUCUGUUUCCAUCAGCUGGAGGAGGAGAGCGAACAGAGGUUCCCUGGAGAUGGAGGGAGACUUUUGGGUGCUCCUUGUGAGGAGGCCGGUGGCACUCCUGGUCAUGCUUCAAGCAGGUCUUUGGUUUGCCACCGGCACUUCGGGGAGCCGAGUUAUAGGGGGCUGGGAAGCGAAGCCCCAUUCCCGGCCUUUUAUGGCCUCCAUCCAACUGAACGGGGAACAUUUCUGCGGCGGGUUUUUGGUGCGGAAGAGGUGGGUGAUGACCGCGGCCCACUGCGACAUACCCCGGCGGACGCCCUCCGUUCGCGUGGUGCUGGGCGCCCACUCCCUCAAGAUGCCCGAGGCGUCGCAGCAAAUCUUUGGCGUCGCGGAAUCGCUCGCGCAUCCGCAGUAUGACCCGAAGACCGUGCAAAACGACAUCCGUUUGCUCAAGCUGAAUGGAUCCGCCGUCUUGAACCCGAGCGUCCGUCGGAUCCGGCUCCCUCCGACCAACAGCGACCUGACCCCAGGCGACACAUGCCAAGUGAUCGGCUGGGGAGACGUUUCGAAUUUCGGGACCGCCCCGACCGCACUGAUGGAAGUCAACAUGACCGUGAUCGAGAGGAGUGCCUGCAAUGCCUCCUGGACCGGCCAUGUGUACAGCUGCAUGCUCUGCGCCGCCUACCCAGGUCGCCGUUUGCGGGGGUUCUGCUCGGGAGACUCGGGGGGACCCCUCGUGCGGGGAACACGAGUUCACGGCAUCGUCUCCUUCAACAGCAAGAGGUGCGGGAACCCCAGGUACCCCGACGUAUACACCCGGAUCUCCCGAUAUAUCACCUGGGUCCGCUGUGUUGUGCAGAUGUUUUGACUGGCAGGUCCCAGGGUCUGCUGUAUCCAUGGUCUCCCUUAUCCGCGGCCUGGGAAAUAAAUAAAUAAAUAAAUAAAAC
This is a messenger RNA of Pogona vitticeps (central bearded dragon), 1441 nucleotides long. RefSeq names its product serine protease 57 (gene PRSS57). The record is from RefSeq and is a predicted model, not a curated record. Gene Ontology annotation, molecular function: serine-type endopeptidase activity. Gene Ontology annotation, biological process: proteolysis. Lineage: Eukaryota; Metazoa; Chordata; Lepidosauria; Squamata; Agamidae.